Messenger RNA from Cordyceps militaris CM01, 2700 nucleotides. RefSeq names its product Heat shock protein DnaJ. Gene Ontology annotation, molecular function: clathrin binding. Gene Ontology annotation, cellular component: intracellular membrane-bounded organelle; cytoplasm; vesicle. The record is from RefSeq and is a predicted model, not a curated record. Gene Ontology annotation, biological process: clathrin-dependent endocytosis; clathrin coat disassembly. The coding region runs from base 1 to 2700 and encodes 899 amino acids. Lineage: Eukaryota; Fungi; Ascomycota; Sordariomycetes; Hypocreales; Cordycipitaceae. The transcript has 2 exons.
AUGGAUGACCUGUCCGGUCUCGAUUGGUCCAAGCCCAGCGGUGGGCAGCCGCUCAAAGGGGCACCCAUGGCUAGUAACAUGGCCUACCCUUCGCUGCGACCGAGCCCCUCGCCCUUUACGUCGGGACGCAACACCCCCGCGUCCACACAGGGCACGGGGAGCAGCACCUUUGCGAAGCCGCACCAACUACAGCAGCAGCAGCAACAACAGCCCAAGGCCGCCCAAGAUAGCUUCAGCAGCCUGGCGCGCUUCGGCCCCGCCAAGACGUCCCAGAACCUGAGCCUCGCCGAGCGCCAGGCGCAGCUCGAGGCCGAGAAGCGUAGAAAGGAGGAGGACAGGCGGAAGCUGACCGAGGCGCAGUUUGGGAACGGGCAGCAAUGGGACAUGCUCGGAGCGCGCGGCCAGACCUCGAGUCCUGGACUACAACCGUCGCCGGUCGCGGCGCAGAGCUCCGGCAACGACGACGACGACGACCUCUUUGCAGCUUUCAACAAGGACACCAAAGUCGAUAACGCGAGCCACUUCCCGCCACCGGAGAAGAAGGCCACUCCGCCGAUUGCUGAAAAGAAGCCCCUCGACCUCUCCAACCCCAGUGCCUGGAGCGCCUCGGGGUCAGACACCGCGGCGUUUCCGGCCAACGACGACGAUCCGUUUGGCCUCAGCGAAUUCGAGGCCAACGCUGCUCCUUCGGCGGCGAUACCACAAAACACAAUGCUGAUAAACGAUGAUGACGAUUUCCUGGGCGACCUGGGACGGCCGGUGGAGGAGGUGCGCGCCAAACAGCAGGUGGCUCCGCAGCGCGGCGAGCCGGGCAAACCGAUUGAGGAUGACGACUCGAGCUCUUCCGACGAAGCAGACCUGCCUCGACAACCACGAAAGGAUACCCGCCGAGCUCAAAAUGGCAGCGACGCCGCGUUUGACGGCGCUCUAGCCCAGCUUGUCGACUAUGGCUUCGCGCCCGAUGACGCGCGCCGCGCCUUAGUCGAGAGCGGCGCCGGCACCAACGUCGAGCAGGCGGCCAACUGGCUCCUCGAUGAGGCGCACCGGAAAUCCAAAGCAAAGGUGCAGGGACGACCCUCGUCGAACAACUCGAACCGAUCGGAGCGCCGGGAGCAGACACCCGCGGGCGGCCGAGGCGAGCCCGACUUUGCCAAGUCGGCAGCGGCGGUGGGCAGCAGCAUAUUCAAGACGGCCAACUCGUUGUGGAAGACGAGUCAGAAGAAGGUGCAGCAGGCCGUGGCCGACUUCCAGCAAGAGGGUGGUGGUGGUGACCCCAGCCAGCCCAAGUGGAUGCGCGAUGCCCAGGUAAACCAGGCCCGCGGGCCUACGAGGGCGGAGGUCAACGCCACUGAUGAGGCGAUGAUGCUGGAAUCGGGUGGGCGACCGAGACAAGCCAAGGAAAAGGGCCGUCGAGAGACGCCGGACCCUGCCAGAAGCGCCUCACCCGCGACGUCGUCUGCCGGCCAGAGCCGGAGCGGCUCUGUGCCGAGGUGGCAGCAACAACAAGCGGCCCCUCCUCUGGUGCCGAAUGCGCGGUCGCGGCUCAAUCGCUUCGCAGAUGACAACGAUACAUUUGCCAUUAGUUCGAGCAGAAGACGCAAGCCAGCGUCUCCAGCGGAGCCGGCCAAAACAGAGCCUGAACCGGAUCUGCUGUUCGGCUCUGAAGCGCCCAGGCAACCGAACCGUUCUACCCCUCCGCCGCCUCGAGCCGCACCCAUUGCGACGAAACCGCAACCCAAACCGAUUCCCGUGCGCAGAGCGACACCAAGGCCCGCCCGCCAAAUACCCCCCAUCACGCCUUCGGCCGUGCAAACUUCUACAAGGCAUCGCCUCGAGGGAACUGCACAUUUCAAGCGCGGAGACUUUGCGCAGGCGCAUGCAUCAUACUCUUCCUCUCUCGCUGCCGUGCCGUCUACACAUCCGCUCGCCAUCAUUCUCCUCACAAAUCGAGCACUGACCGCUUUGAAAACGGGUGAGCCGAAGCAAGCCGUGGUGGAUGCCGACACCGCCAUUGGCAUCAUUGGGCCCGGUAGCGGCCAGGGUGAGACGGUGGCGGUAACUGGCGAUGCCGGCCAAGAAGAACACCGCGAUAUGCGCGACCUCUACGGCAAGGCGCUUAGCCGCAAGGCCGAAGCCCUCGAACAGAUGGAGAAGUGGGCGGAUGCCCUCACCGUGUGGAAGCUGGCGGUGGAAGCAGGCCUCGGCGGUGCCACAGCCGUCACGGGCCGCCAGCGAUGCCAGACUGCUCUCGCGCCCAAGCCCAAGGUGUCGGCGCCGGCGCCCAAGCCACCACAACGUCCGGCUGCCGCCAGCCUGCAGCCCCAAAAGGACUCAGCAGCCGUCACGCGACUGCGCGAGGCCAGCGAGGCCGCGGCCAGGGAAGACGAUGCCAAGUUUGCGCUCUCGGAGCAGGUGGACGCCAAGAUGGCGGCGUGGCGCGACGGCAAGCGCGAUAACCUCCGUGGACUGAUUGCGAGCCUGGAUCAGGUGCUCUGGGCGGACAGCGGAUGGCAAAAGGUCGGCAUGCACGAGCUCGUCAUGGCGAACAAGGUCAAGAUUUCGUACAUGAAGGCGAUUGCCAAGACGCACCCGGAUAAGAUUGCGCAAAGCGCCUCGACAGAAGUGCGGCUGAUUGCGGGAUUGGUGUUUAGCACGCUCAACGAGGCGUGGGACAAGUUCAAGGCAGAGAAUGGACUAUGA